CCUAAAAUCCUACGAUUUUACGAUCAAAAUCCCGAUUUUGACUGCAUUGAUCAUACGGAGUCCGACCAGCUGGUUAGUUUGGAGAACUCCGAGGUGACUUUUGGAUCUAAUGUAAAGUGGCACCAAAGAUUAAUAGUGAGCUCAAAUCUUGGGAUGAAGGUAGUAUAGAAACAUGAUAAAUAUCUGGGUCUUGUGACAGAGGUAGGGAGGUCUAAGAAAGAGCUCUUCAUUUAUCUCAAAGAUCGAGUUCGGAAAAAGUUGGCGGGCUGGAAAGAGAAGUCGAUGUCAGCUGCUGCGCGCGAGGUUUUGAUUUAAUCGGUGGCACAAGCACAGCUGACCUACACCAUGUCGGUAUUCAAGGUUCCUAAAGGAAUACUAGAGGAGAUACAUGGUUUGAUUACCCGCUUUUGGUGGGGGCAAAAGGGUGAAGAGCCCAGAACUCCAUGGAUAGCACGAGAGGCACUGAUAUGUACCAAGGAGCAAGGGGGUAUUGGUUUCCGGGAUUUGCGGGGUUUCAAUCAAGCGCUACUUGCACGACAACUGUGGCAUUUGCAUCAGAGACCAAGGUCUCUAGUAGCUCAGAUCAUGAAGGCGAAGUAUCAUAAAAACGCCACUAUCCUAGAGGCCCGUGUUGGAUAUCGACCAAGCUAUGUGUGGCGUAGCCUUAUGAGCGCCCAAGAGUUCCUGGUUGAAGGCUUGAGAUGGUGAAUCGGUAAUGGGGUGUCUGUUCGUAUCUGGGGUGAUUGAUGGUUGUCGUCAACACCUCAUAAUAUUGUUCAAUCGCCACCAAUGGGUAUCCAGGUUGAUUCAAUGGUGUGGUGUUAGUAAACGGUAUAUGAUCCACAAUUGAACCUCUCCCAACAACUCGAGUUAUUGGGAUCAACUGGUUCUUAACAUGGUAUCAGAGCCUUCUGUGACCGUGAGGUCUUCUGUUCGAUUCCCGGUAGCCCCCAUCUGUUUCUGUUAAGCACACGGUGUCCGGACCUGUGCCUGUCCAAACUCCAAGCCUAUCUGAAUGGCUUGAGUUUGAAGGGGGGUGUUAGUAAACGGUAUAUGAUCCACAAUUGAACCUCUCCCACCAACUCGAGUUAUUGGGAUCAACUGGUUCUUAACAUGUGGGACCUGAUUAACGAAGAGGAAGAAAAAUGGGAUGAGACGUUGUUGGGAAGUUGUUUCCCAUCUGAUAUGGUACAUGCUAUUAAACAAGUCCCGCUACGUCACCCGGGAGAACAAGACCGACUAAUCUGGGUAGAUAGUGUUGAUGGCCAAUACACUGCAAGGGAGGGUUACAGGACGUGGUUGCGGAAUUUUCAGGGCCAGCAUGCUAAUCGGAGUGUAGGGGAUCCAACUCCAUGGAAAAAACUGUUGUCGCUUAAGCUACCGCCAAAAGUAAAAGUGUUCGUGUGGAAAUUUACACGCGAAGCGUAGGCAAUGGGGGAGAAGGUGCAUAGCUGAAACCCAAGGCUGAGUGGCGUGUGCCCGUAUUGCGACCAGCUAGAUACACAACAACAUGCUUUCUACGAUUGCCAAUGGGUGAGUAGGUUGUGGCGGAAGUCGGAUGUAACUCGUUGUUUUGAGGUAAAAGCCGGGGCAGGUUGUAUGGACAGGGUUCGGUAGGUGAUUGCUUCGGUGCCGGAAAUUGAGCUUGAGGAGUGGGUGGUAUUGUUGUGGUCUUUAUAGAGAGAACGGAACGCUCACUUGUUUAACGGGAAGAAGAUGGAUGAAGCGGACAAAGUGCCAAGAGCACAAUCCUACCUUGAGGAGUAUCGACACCAGCAGCAGCUCCCGGAUGCCCUACCAGUUUCGCUAGUAAGCCAUGUCUGGUCGAGAUCUCCACUUGGGAGGGUGAAGUUGAACACGGAUGCGGGGAUAGACGAUGAAGGUGUUGGACUGGGGGUGGUAGUUCGGAAUCAUGAUGGAAAUUUUAUAUUGGCUGCGGCGAAGCGAUUAAAAGGAAUUAACGACCCAACUCUGGGCGAGGCUUUGGCGAUAGAGUUUGGAUUUCAACUGGCUCGACAUCACCAUUUAACGAUGUCUGUUGUGGAAACAGAUUGCCUAGUAGUGGUGAACAAAUUGGAGGUGGCAGACGAAAUCCAAACAGAGAUUGGGGUUGUGCUCAGGAACAUACGCAGGUUGGCGGCAAUGAUGGGUGGAAGUGUUCACUUUGCGAGCAGAGUUGCAAAUGAGGCUGCACACAUAAUGGCCCAUACGAAGGCGAGAUGGGAUAUAACGGGUGUCUGGUUUGAUAGGCCACUGCUGAAUCUGUUAGAUCAGCUUCUUAAGGAUAAUGUAGCAUCGUUUUCUACUGGGUUAUAGAUAUAAUAUCCCUCUCUACUAAGACGUUUUAUCAAACAUGCCCUUCUACUAUUUUUUACAUCAAACAUGCCCCUGUACUUUGUAAAAAUGAUCAAACAAGCCCUUUUGUUUAAAUUUUCAUCCAAAAACCGUUAAUCAAGGUCGAACUCUGGUUUGGGCGGCACAAAUGUCUAAAAUAUCCCUAAUAAUUUCACUUUUAUUUUUUUUUUGUCUUUUGUAUAGCCAAAUAAUUAAAAUAAUUUCACUUUGAAGACACCCAGAGAAAUACAACGGGAGAUAAAACUGACAUUUUCUCUCCUAUUUGCCAAUGGGUCGUCUAAAUCUCGGUUCAACCAUGAUUGACGAUUUUUUUAAUGAACAUUUAAACAUAAG
Linum trigynum is the source of this 2688-nucleotide messenger RNA. Lineage: Eukaryota; Viridiplantae; Streptophyta; Magnoliopsida; Malpighiales; Linaceae. The record is from the annotation of a GenBank genome assembly.